Molecule: messenger RNA, 1676 nt
Organism: Drosophila busckii
Lineage: Eukaryota; Metazoa; Arthropoda; Insecta; Diptera; Drosophilidae
Gene: Drep4
Product: DNA fragmentation factor subunit beta
Exons: 4
Coding region: 192-1517 (441 amino acids)
Biological process (GO): apoptotic process; apoptotic DNA fragmentation
Cellular component (GO): cytoplasm; nucleus
Molecular function (GO): DNA endonuclease activity
Source: RefSeq, a predicted model, not a curated record
CAACAUUUCUCUACUUCUGUUCGCACGCAAAACCAAAACAAACUAGCUCCUUAAAAACUAAAUAAAUUUGCUAACAAAGUGCUUUUAAGCAUAACGAAAAGUAUAAGAGCUACUGUACCACAAAGCUAUAAACUAGCACAAAUAAAAGCUCAUAUAAGUGUCAUUAGUUGUUGUUAUUGGCUUUUAAGUAGAUGCUAAACUACAUAAAGGAAACUAUAAUGGCUCCGUCAACACGCAGCAGCAAGACAUUGGACAAAGACAGGGACAAGGAUAAAGCUAAGGAGCUGCAGUUGGUGUCAAGUGAAAAUAAAAUGCGGGGCUUUAAAAUUACAGAUAAUGAACGCACACGCAAAUACGGCAUUGGAGCUAAUUCGCUGGAAAUGCUGACAAAUAAAGCGCAACUCAAGUUUCCCCUGGAAAAACUGCACGUGUAUCUGUCUAGCGAUGGCUUUGAAGUGUCUGAUGAUGAAUAUCUCAACAGCUUGCCUGCUCAGACGCUUUUCAUAGUGGCUGGCCCAGAUGCACUUAUUACAACAGAUGCGGACUUUGAAUUUGAGAAGCUCCGUCAGCAGUCGCCGCUACUUAAGGUAGCUGACAUAUUCUAUGACUUCAUUGAGCAGCAUCCGGAGAAGUUUAGACGCAUGAUUACAGAGUAUGAACAGCAGAAGCAACAACGCGCUUUGGACCAGACCAAGGCGCACUUGAGUCUGAAGGCCGAGCAUUUGGAAUGGUUCGAGGGUGGCGAGGAGCGUUUUAAGUCCAAGGAAGAGGCCAUGACCAUGAGAGCACAGACACGUGUGCGUGGCUACUACUACAAAACCAAGGAGGAGCUGACGCGUACGCAGCUCUUCAGACAAAAUGCCAAGGCUCGCCAAGUCAUCAACUCAGUGCUGGAGCAAUUUCGAUAUUUACUCAUAGGCUGCGACUAUUUUUCCAUGAUGUUCAAUCGUCAAUGCCAGCAAAAGCACGAGUUUCUGCAGCAGCAUUUGGGGGAGGAGGUGCCCGAUGCGGCUGCAGUGCCUAAUAAACGACUAAGGCAGCUUAUCAAGGACUACACUACACGCCAUGGCAUACUCGAUGAAUGGUCUGUAUCACUUUGCACGGAUUUGGGUGAUUUCUACUGUCAGGGCGCCUACUCGGAUAAUGGCAAUUGCUGCUCACUAAAGCAUACCAUUAAUCCCUAUGCAUCGCGCGAGAAUCUUAUACUCUUUCAAGUUUGGAAUCUUGAUCACCAAAUUGAGCUCUCGCGCUCUAUUCUGCCCGCGUUAGUUACCAAUGUACAGGAGCUGAUUAGUCAGCCACAGCGCAAGUGUGCGCUGCAUAACAAACGUGUCGUGGAUAUUUCAGUGCUGGAAUACUUUCUGGAAAUAUUCUCACUCAAAAACCUCAAGCUGGUGCACAUAGUAUGCCAUGAGAAGGUGCAGCGCACCAAUCGCUCUAAUGGCCGCCUACUCUGCUCAGAUUGUCAUGAGUAUAAUAUAGUGCAGGAGCUCAUGCAGUUGCAGCUGGAAAACUAAUUUAAAAUAUAAGCUAUAAAAGUUACCUAUGAAAGCAAUAACAUAUAACUCAAAGUUAGAUUUAGCAAGCUGUAAAUCUUGUAAAUUGUACAAAGCGCAACUCUAUAGUUAACUAACUGAACUUAUAUUGGAAAAUAUUUAUAAACUGUGCAUUUAUGU